GUAGGUUUCCACACACACACAUAUACAUCAAUGGCUUCCUCGAGCAAUGAGAACAGUACUAGUUCUCAAAAAGAGAAGUACCCAUACCCGACGGAGUACUUUAAUGUGCUGGACUUCGUCCCCAAAUUGUUGUCUGAAGGAAACUAUGAAAAUUGGAAGUUACUGAUGCGGGACUUCAUCCGCAUGCAAGGUUUGAUUGGUUUCAUCGAAGGCGCAGAUGUGGAGGAAAGCAACCGAGACGAGGCGUGGAACAAAUCAAACAACCUUGUACGAGGAUGGAUACUGGCAACCCUUAGCGAAGAUAUCCGCCUACGAGUGCUGAGCUCAGAAUCUGCUAAAGGUUUGUGGAUGAGAUUGGAGGAAAUAUUUGAUGCGACCAGAUCACUAAUACAGCAACUUGAUGAAGAAACGGAGUAUAGGCAAGGCCACUAUCUAGACUUGCAGAAAGCUGCAAUCAACGGGGAUUGGGACAAAGCCAAGGGAGUUAUAGAACGCGAACCAAAUGCCGUUAGGACUCCCAUCACGCCUUCCUUAAAAACAGCGCUUACUCUCGCCGUCACGUCAGGGUCGGCGGGGAGAAAUCAUUUUAUGAGGGAGCUUUUGGAGAAGAUGACACCACAGGAUCUGAAAGAUCUAGUCGACGACUGGGGCAAGACAGCCCUUCACCACGCUGCAGUCGUUGACAACAUGGAAGGAGCCAAAAUGUUAGUCAACAAAAACCCGGAUCUUCCUAAUGUUUUGGACAAUUUUGGACAAACACCGCUCCAUGACGCUGCCUAUUAUGGGCAUAGGGAGAUGGUUCUUUACAUGAUGGGACUCACUACAGAUGACAUUCUAUUGGAGGAUCACAACGUGGGUGCUUUACUUCUGUGUGUUCUUAUCGGUACUGAACUUUAUGACAUAGCUUUAACUUGGCUUCGGCGAAAACCUGAGAUUGCAAUCAUUGCAUGCUUGGAAGUCACUCAUUCUGGUGCUCCUUUUGAUAUACUUGCAGAAAAGCAUUCUUCAUUCCAGAGUGGAAAUUUGUUUAACUUUUGGCAAAGUUUAAUCUAUUUGGGAGUUCCAUUGAAAUUACAAGGCACGGCAAACGAUCAUAUUGACGGAGGAAGAAGAGGAGACAUUGAGAACUACAUUGAAAAUCUAGCCAAUUGUUGCAUCUCUGUGAGGCAAAGAUUGCAUUUUAUGAUUUGGGAAGUCGCAGAAAAACUUGUGCCACAUGUCAAACGCAUCCGAGAAAGAAAAGAGAGACAACAUCAUGCACUAGAGCUUGUCAAAUUCCUCUGCAAGGAAGUCGCAAAAUCAAGUCUCUCAAAGGUGGAAAGGAUAUUUAAGCCAACAUUGCGCAAAGCGGCACGUGUUGGGAUACCUGAAAUUAUUGAAGAGAUUGUAUUGUCAUACCCUUCGGCGAUAUAUUUUACGGAUCUAGACAACCUAAACAUCCUCAAAUAUGCAAUUUUGUAUCGUCGUGAACGUGUGUUCAACCUCAUAUAUCAAAUUGGUGGUGGUUGGAGAUAUAUGUCUGGAAGGGACAAUUUGUUGAACAAUUGUCUGCAUUUGGCUGCACGUCUGAGACAUGAGCAACAAAUCAAUCUCAAAGCUAGUGUUGCUGGUGCAGCUUUGCAGAUGCAGCGAGAAGUGCAAUGGUUUAAGGAAGUAGAAAAAUUUUCACAACCUGGUGACAAAGAAAAAAGGAAUGCCGAUGGAAUGACACCUAUAGAAGUAUUUUCUGAAACGCACCAAGAUUUGGCAAAGGAGGGUGAGCGAUGGAUGAAAGAUACAGCCACAUCAUGCACCAUAGUUGCUGCCCUUAUUGCCACUAUGGUUUUUGCAGCUGCCGUUACAGUACCAGGUGGAAACGACGAUCAUAACGGCCAGCCGAUACUUUCGAAACAAAAAGCCUUCAUAAUUUUUGGCAUGUCAGAUGCACUGGCUCUAUUCUCAUCCAUCACUUCUGUGUUAACGUUCUUGCUUAUCCUGACUUCUCGUUACGCAAAGGAAGAUUUCCUAUAUACCUUACCCAAGAGGUUGAUUCUUGGUCUCAUAACCCUAUAUGUCUCCAUCUUAUCCACGAUGGUAGCCUUUGGUGCUAUAUUAUAUCUCACGUUUGGAGAUAAUAAGGAAUGGAUUCUUAUCCCUAUUGUUGCAUCGGCUAGUAUUCCGGUCACCUUGUUCGGAGUGUUGCAAUUUCCUCUCCUUGUAGAGAUGAUCCAAUCCACAUAUGGUCGAGGCAUUUUCGGCAAGCAAAGUAAUCGUGUGCUCCGAUAGGUUAAAUAUCAAAAGUUGAGAGUAUUGCAAACGUACUUGAGGCUAUUUGAUUUUAUUUCACUAUAUAUGAGUUGCUUUCUGAUGUUGUGUGCCGCAGUGAGUAGGUAUCUUUCUUUGCUUCUUAAUAAGUAUCUACCACUGGAUUUAUAUGUACAUCUUUCAGUCCUUACCACCGGGCAUAGAAAACUAAUCUUCGCCAAGUAACGAUUUAAGACUUCUCC
Rhododendron vialii is the source of this 2486-nucleotide messenger RNA. RefSeq lists its product as uncharacterized. Gene Ontology annotation, molecular function: protein binding. The transcript is spliced from 7 exons. Lineage: Eukaryota; Viridiplantae; Streptophyta; Magnoliopsida; Ericales; Ericaceae. The coding region runs from base 31 to 2265 and encodes 744 amino acids. The record is from RefSeq and is a predicted model, not a curated record.